UGCUGGAAUUAACUCACAAAAGAAAGAUCUGGUUCGAGGGUUGCCUAAUCUUAAAGCCAAAAUACCAGGUUGUAGAACUUGUCAAUUUGGUAAGCAAGCAAGACUUCCUUUCAAGAAAGCAACCUGGAGAGCCACUAAAAAGCUAAAAAUUAAUUCACACAGAUCUGACUGGUCCUCACCGAACUCAAAGGAGUUUAAUAUUUGGUUUUAAUUGUUAUAGAUCUUGAAAGGUUGUUGUUGUGUUCUUGUUGUUCAUUACAACGUUCACCUCUUGUUAAAACCGAAAAUACAACACUAAAAUAGCCUUAAUCGAUUGUGUUGGUAUCUAGAGUUCUUGGCCGUGAUUGGCCUUGUUGUUGUUGGAGGUAGACGUUUGGAGUGUUGUGUUCUUGGUGAUUGUUGAAGUUGUUAUUGAUGUUCUUCACAACCUUCAGUGCUAUUUGAACUUAGUUUAAUGAAUAAAUUGUAGCUCAUGUAUUACGAGUUGGUUUUUAGUACGAAUGUAAGUUUGAGAAAGAAAAAUAAACAAAAGUCAAAUUAAGCAACCAGCCAUAGAAGCUACUGAGGCCGUAACUUGAGUCCAACAGAACUUGAUCUCUCCUGCUGCUCCUGCAUCACAAAUAGAUAUCAAAUCAAACAUCAAUUAGAGAACAAAUCCCAAUAUAGAAACAUUAAAAGCAACAAACCUCAGGAACAUGGGGCUGAGGGGAAGGAUGAUAGGCUGCCGGAAUGUUCAAAUCAAAAGGCGAAGGCUGAAAAGCUAGAGUGUUCGACUCCAAAAGACUAGCAUCCUGCACAAAACAUUUUUCAACAUCAAAUUGCAAAAAAAUAAAGAGAAACUUAAAUGAAAAUAAGUCAUCUAUCAAAAAAACAAAGGGAAUACCUGCAAGUCCAAGGAGGGGCAAGUUUCCCUCAUAGAAUAGUAUUGAGACUUAGCUUUUAAAUACUGAUCGAACACAAUAUCAUAAUAAGCUGCAAGUUCUGCUUCUGUAGUAAAAGUAGCAAUAACAGCUUUCGCAUUGCUUAUGUCCAAAGGGGAGCAUCACCUAUAGAUUUGGAUUUCCCUUUGAAGGACAAAGGAGGAGCAUCACCAGUAACUUUGUACUUACCUUUGUCCUUCAAAGUAGGAGCAUCACCAAUCACAAUGAAUGUCCAUUUGCCUUGGACACAUUUACCUUUGUCCUUAGCACCAACAUCGAUAGGCUCAGAAGAAACGGUGUCUUUGCCAAAACUAAACAAGUGCUUCAACUGACUUUCAUAGAUUUCAUUUUUUCACCAAUGUCAAAAAUGGUUCAUGAAUAAUAUUCGAGAAAAUCAUCACACCGAAAUGAUGCUCAUUUGGAAUGGACUAUCAUUUCCUUAUUUAGACGAUCAAGAUCACGUAAAGCCAUAUGAGAGAUAGUCUUUAUAUGACCUUGGCCAAAGAAAGGGGUCAAGGGACACCCAGUAUCAUCCAAGGAACAGGCAACACAUGCACUGGCUUUUGUCUGGAAUAAAAUAAGAGUAAUAUGACAAACUAAAAAGUGUUGAAUGUUAAGGUAAACCUACUCAGUUAUAUAAUAACCUUAAAACACAUCUCAAACUUGCAUUCGUAUUAAAAACCAACUUGUAAUACAUGAGCAGUCAAUUUUGACAAUUUAUUCAUUAAACUAAGUUCAAAUAAAACGAAAGGUUGUGAAGAACAUCAAUAACAACUUCACCAAGAACACAACACUCCAAACGUCCACCUCCAACAACAAUUCACGGCCAAGACCUCUAGAUACCAACACAAUCGACUAAGGCUAUUUUCGAUUUUAACUAGAGGUGAGACUAAGGCUAUUGUAGUGUUGUAUUUUCGAUUUUAACAAGAGGUGAAGGCUGUGAUGAACAACAAGAACACAACAACCUUUCAAAAUCUAUAACAAUUAAAACCAAAUAUUAAACUCUCUUUGAGUUCGGUGAGGACCAGUCAGAUCUGUGUGAAUUAAUUUUAGCUUUUCAGUGGCUCUCCAAGUUGCUUUCUUGAAAGAAAGUCUUGCUUGCUUACCAAAUUGACAAGUUCUGCAACCUGGUAUUUCGGCUUUAAGAUUAGGCAACCCUCGAACCAUAUCUUUCUUUUGUGAGUUAAUUCCAGCAGCAUGGUUGAAAUGUCCGAAACUUAUGUAUUGAUCUUAGUUGCAGAAUAAGUUUUUUGUUCAUGAUCUAAAAGUUCUAAUAUAAAGCUCCUUCCAUUCAUCAUAACCUUGAAUAAGUUUCUCCUAUCUUCAUCCUUGAUUUGACUGUAAUUGGAGUCAAAGAGAAGUUUGAAACCAUUCUCAAGCAUCUGGCCAACACUUAACAGACUAUGACUAAUAUUAGGCAAGGGAGAAACUUCGUAGUCCUCCUCAACAGUUUUCCACAAAUCGUUUGCCACCAUAUGUGCCUCCAUUCUUGCUGCCCAGACAUGAUAGCCUUCACCUUUGAAGACAGGUGGUGCUAGUGCAGUGAAAGAAGUCUCUGAAUCCAUAGAAGAAAAAACAAGAAGAGAAAGAUAUGUUUCCCUCAAAUGUAGGUCUCUCAAGAAGAGAGCUCUUGAUACCAAUUUGUUAGAGUUGUAAGGUUAACUUCAACUCUUUGAAGUGAAAACAAAGAAAGAAAGAAGAGAACAAACAAUUUACUGCAAAAAGAUUGAUUUUUCAUUAAUUUGAAGUGGUGCUUAAAUACUAAAGAAAUGCAAUAACUAAAACCUAUAAUUAAGCCACUACUUUGUACAUGAUUCUAUGGUCAGCAAUAUCCAAAACAACUAAACCACUGACAUCUAAAAAUCAGCCACUAAACUAAACUAACAGAAUGUGGCUUAAAAAACUGGAUAAUGUCCAACAUGGCUAAAACAGCUGGAUAAUGUCCAGCAACUGCUUCAACUUAGGCAAUUAAUCAACAGGAAGUUUCAAAGUGAAUAAAGGAAGGGGCUUUGAUGUGGUUAUUUGUGCUGAGUUGAAAUUUGAACUUAACUCCAUCCCUUUUGAGUUUUCAUUAAUUUUUGUUGUUGUUAGUCAUUGAACACUUACUCGUAGGAUCACCAAAGCCUGCUCCUUUAGCGAGGCUUGGUUUUACUAAUUUGAUCUCAAGUAAAGGGAAACAAUGUUUUAGAGGUCCUCCUUUGAUGGAGAUCCUUUCUUAUCUGACAACUGGAGACUAAGUUAUAGCGGACUAACCAGCAUCCAACAUAUCCCUUCUAGUGAAUAUUAGUCGUCACAGUUUGAGUUCUUGCUUUCAAUGCAACUUUUUGCUUGUCAAGCUUUCUCUCCUACACAAGGUAAGUGAAUUAAUAAUCAAGAUCAUUUUGUAGCUUAGUGCCCAUUUCAUAGAAGAAGAGCAAAUGAGGUUAUGAUUUCAAUUCUAGUUGGAUGCAGAGCGACCCUGUAUUUGUGUAUAUAUAUUCUUCCCCUAAAUGUGGUUAACUUGGUAGAUAUCAUUGACUUUGUAGCUCUUUGAAGGAAGAGUGCUUUCUGUACGUUGUUUGUAAACUACUAAAUUGUUAUAGAGCAAGGAUAACUGAUGCAUACUGUAACCAAUUCAAGAUCUACAUAAUGAUAAUUGCCAAUUGCGAAAGCAAUAUGAAGACUCUGAAGGUAUCGCCAUGCUGUGAACUUGACAUUGAUGCCAAGUGCCAAUUGAUUAUUGACCAUGUGCCAAAGUUUUCACAUGCGUUCUUUGAGGAAGCACUGCAGUGCACUAGCGAGCAAGGUGUUGAAGAAAUGGUAAGUACUAGCCCACUUGAUUGUGGUGAUAAGAUUAUACCUGAUCCAUCCAAAGUAAGAUCCGACGAUUUGCCAAUGAUUGGACUUGAAGCCAUGCAACGAGCUAAUUCUACAUUAGAAGAUUUUUGCAGGUCCUAUUUUAUGUUUCACAAGAUGGAUCCUCACCAGCCGCAGUCUAUAUUCAAAUACCUACCGAUACUUUCAUUCACUGAAAGUUACAUUUAUCAGUUAGAUAAUUUAAAUGAGAAACUGCUGCAGCCAUCAGUGGGGAAGGAUCGAUCGUCAUAUUUUGAAUUCAGUGUGGUAUUGGAAGCAAAACAAAGCUGUGAAUGUACAUCUGUGAGAAUGAUGACCAAUGACCCAUUUAGCCCUCUUUGUAUUUUACUUCAGCAGCAUGGGCUUUUGACAGCCAGGAUAAGAGAAGAGUUUAGUAGUGGAGUAGAAUAUUGGUCUCUGGAAAGAAAGCUGUGUCGUGCCCUUGGGAGUAAACAAGAGAUUUCUGUUGAAGAUGUGAUGACGGCAAUUCAUCUGAAGUCCUUUGAUUAUCGGGUGCUGAAUCUUCUGUUGUAUCAACUGAGAGGUGAAAAGGUCAAUGAUAUGCAUAUGGAAUUUUUGUCAACGUCAGAGUUGCUUGUGGAGAUAUCCGAUGACUUGUUUGAUUAUGAGGAUGAUGUGUUAGAGAAUAGUUUCAAUAUUCUGCGCAUGUUCAGUGGAAUUUAUGGGGCUUCGGCAGCACCAGCUAUGCUGGCAAAAGUUAUCACUGAAGCUGAAGAGAAGUAUGAUAGUUUGUUGAAAGCUCUCGAUCCCGACCUCUCUCAGAGCUGUCAGAAGAGAUGCGAAGAAGCUACUAAAGAAGGCGGGAAGACGUCAGGUCCAUCUCUUGGAACAUGGAGUAUACCUCCUGUUAUUGAAGAUGAGGAUCAUUAUCGAUCCAAUAUUUUGAAUUCGAAGCCAUCCACUAUACCAGAAUGGAAUACCUGAGGAAAAAUUCUGGAUCCAGAAUUUUGAGAUACUAUCAGAUAGGCUUUUACAACACAACUUAUUUCUUCUCAUUCCUAAUUUGCUGUUGCCCAUCAUAAAAAGCCUCCCUAUGUCUCUUGAUCCCUCAUUCCGUCCGAGGAGGGGCUCACAUCUGAUUAGCUAGUUGGGUAGUAUUAUUGAAGCUUGUUACGUUAUGUUCUACAGCUAAACAACAGCAAACUCAAUGUAAUCUCAAGACCAGGGAAGAUGUUCAACAACUAUUUAUUGAAAAAGAAAAAACACUAGAUGAUUUCUUCCUCCCUUCUGCGUAAGCCUUGGCCGCAGAGUCACCAAGUUCCUGUACUAGUGGAAGGUAACAUGUUACCGGUAGAUUAGUCAAGGUGCACGACAAGCUGACCUGAACACCACCAGAAAAAGAAUAUUUAUCAAAAAGGUGAAAAGUUUGCUAAUUCAUGUUCUGAAAUUAGGAGUGGAUAUUCCGAAGAAUUUUACUUUUAAGGGUUGUUUUUUUAUACCCUCUUGUGACUGGUGUUACAACAUGUAUUGCAGUAGAUUAUUUAUUUCCCGAAGAAUGGAAAUUAUGGAGGACACGAAUGUUGCCUUUUGCC
Capsicum annuum is the source of this 5308-nucleotide messenger RNA. RefSeq lists its product as uncharacterized. Lineage: Eukaryota; Viridiplantae; Streptophyta; Magnoliopsida; Solanales; Solanaceae. The transcript is spliced from 15 exons. The record is from RefSeq and is a predicted model, not a curated record. The coding region runs from base 3549 to 4700 and encodes 383 amino acids.